CCACUGAACCUAUACUGUCUAUGAGUUCUGAGGUCACAGAAGGUCAGACCAUCGCCGUCAACUGCACUGUUGAAAGUUUCCCACAGUCAACUCUCACCUUGAUGACGAUCAACACAAAUAAUCAGGCUGAAAUAAUCACUGAAAAUAAUCUUAAUUCACGACCCAUCAACUCUCUCUCCCACACGUUUAAUGUGACUUCAGCCGACGCUGGCUUGUACGUCUGCCGUGCCCAGAACACUGAGGGCUCAAAGGACAGCGAGUGGGAGGAGUUGGUGGUGAAAUACAGUCCCAACCAUGUGACAGUUCAAGCCAAUCCUGGUCUUGAUGUGAAGGAAAAUGUGUCGUUGACACUGAGCUGUUCUGCCGAGUCCAACCCACCAGUGAGCUCUGUCACCUGGAGGAAGACGACUGAUGGGAGAGAGGAAAUCAUCCAACAGACUCAGACUCAGACCUUCAGGGUGAAUUCAGCCAGUCCCUCUGACAGUGGACUGUACAGCUGUGAAGCCACCAAUGACAUUGGAAGUGGAAAGUCACAGCCAGCUGAGGUUAAAGUCAGAUGUGAGUAGAAUGAUGCACUUGUGAUGGUGAAUGGAUAAACAAGGAGGAUAUAUUCUACAUUACUGUGUAUAAAGUAAAUACUGAUCAGACGUGCUGGUUCCAAAAAGAAGAAAACAUUACUCCACAAUGUCAAAAACACAACAGGGUUCUUUUAACUAUGGUGUAAAUUAAUUAAUUCAUUAAACUUUUCCAACAUUUCUUUUAACUGAAAACGUCUAUUUCAACAUGACUAAA
Molecule: messenger RNA, 792 nt
Organism: Pleuronectes platessa (European plaice)
Lineage: Eukaryota; Metazoa; Chordata; Actinopteri; Pleuronectiformes; Pleuronectidae
Product: B-cell receptor CD22-like
Exons: 2
Coding region: 21-566 (181 amino acids)
Source: RefSeq, a predicted model, not a curated record